GCAGCAGGGAGUGUCCCCUGUGCAGAUUGGCCGGGGCGGAGCUGAGCAAUGUCGGGGCUGCUAUAAAAGCCCUUCCAGGGCCAGAGUGGACCAAGCACUGCCCUGGCCACCUUCUCCUCCUCGGCAACAAGGAGCACCCACAGAUCCCACUCCAAGAUGUCCUGCUACGACCUGUGCCCACCCAGGACCAGCACGGAGCUGUGCCCCCCCAGGACCAGCGUGGCUGUGCCCCAGCCCAUCGCUGAGAGCUGCAACGAGCUGUGCGCCCGCCAGUGCCCCGACUCCUCUGCCUUCAUCCAGCCACCGCCCGUGGUGGUCACCUUCCCCGGCCCCAUCCUCAGCUCCUUCCCCCAGCAGGCCGUGGUGGGCUCCUCCGGAGCACCGGCCUUUGGCGGCUCCCUGGGGCUGGGCGGCCUCUACGGCGCCGGCGCCACCCAGGCCUCGGGGGGCCUCUGCACCUUUGGCAGAGCCUACGCUGCUCCCGCCUGCAGCCCUUGCGCCCUGCCCCGCUACAGCAAGAAGCUCUGGGACACCUGCGGGCCCUGCUAGAGCCACCAGCAACAGCCCCAAAGCCCCUGGGGCCGCCUCAGCCCAGCAUGGAGAAGCUGAGCUCUGCACAAGCUGCCCUGGCCUCCUGCAGCCCGUGACACCCGGCCUGCCUGGGGCCUGCCCGCCCUCCGUCUCCCUGCCUCCCCUGCCCUUCUUGGUACAAUAAAGUUUUCCUGCAUCCAACUCCUGUCUCUCUGUGUAUUUUUCUGGAAUUUUCUUCCCUCCUCUGCUUGAGGGUAGAUUCUGAUCUCUCUG
Haemorhous mexicanus (house finch) is the source of this 804-nucleotide messenger RNA. RefSeq names its product scale keratin-like. Gene Ontology annotation, molecular function: structural constituent of cytoskeleton. Gene Ontology annotation, cellular component: intermediate filament. The coding region runs from base 157 to 549 and encodes 130 amino acids. The transcript is spliced from 2 exons. NCBI's taxonomy places the organism in Eukaryota, Metazoa, Chordata, Aves, Passeriformes, Fringillidae. The record is from RefSeq and is a predicted model, not a curated record.